Molecule: messenger RNA, 1524 nt
Organism: Fusarium venenatum
Lineage: Eukaryota; Fungi; Ascomycota; Sordariomycetes; Hypocreales; Nectriaceae
Product: cytochrome P450
Molecular function (GO): heme binding; oxidoreductase activity, acting on paired donors, with incorporation or reduction of molecular oxygen; monooxygenase activity
Source: RefSeq, a predicted model, not a curated record
AUGGCUCUACUCAGUAUUGUUAACGUAGCCCUUUUGGGCGUCGGUUACUUUUUAUUCUGCGUUGUUUGGCAGAUUGUCAAGUAUCGUUUCUUUCAUCCUCUCGCAAAGUUUCCUGGUAACUUCUGGGGAAGUGUCACGCGGCUCUGGAUCACGUAUCACAAUGCGGUCGAAGCCGAUGAAUGCGAGACAUUUCAAGAACUUCACAAGAAGCAUGGACCUGUGAUUCGAAUUACCCCCACUAUGCUGCUGGUCAGCGACGCGACCGAGCUACCCAAGAUCUACAAUCGCCAUGCAAACAAGUCAAAGCAUUACAUCACCGGAAGCUUUGGCAAAGAUGAAUCGCUUUUCAACAUGCAGGACUCCGUGACUCACGCCAAGUACAGAAAGGUCGCUGCACCUCUCUACAGUCUGACCAGUAUCAAGAAAAUGGAGCCCUUGAUUGACAGUAACAUCAAUGCCUGGAUGAGCCGCCUCCAGAGGGACUUUGCUGCUACGAACAAGCCCUUCGACUUUGCACCCAAAGCCGUCUAUCUAGCUUAUGACGUUAUCUCUGAGGUCGGCUUUGGCGCUCCUUUCGGUUUCAUCAAAGAGGACAAAGAUGUUGAGGGCCUUAUCCAGGGUUUCCAUGACGGCCUAACACCUUUCGGUAUCAUGGCCAGACUGCAUCCUUUUACCAACUGGGUUAAGAGCACUUUCUUGGGCAAGUAUAUGGUCGCUAGUCCUGAACAAAACUCAGGUAUCGGCACAUUGAUGCGCUUUCGAGAUCGCUUGAUUGAACAACGCUUCAAGGAUAUCGAGAAUGGUUCUACGGGUGGUCGCAUAGACCUUCUACAAACCUUUAUUGAAGCUCGAGAUGAAGACGACAAACCACUGGACAUCAACUACAUCAAGGCUGAAAUCCUGCUGGUUUUACUGGCGGGUGCUGAUACCACUGGCACGGCCUUCCAAGCCAUGAUGAUUCACAUCCUUACAAACCCGACUGUCUACAAGAAACUCCUCGCUGAGAUUGACGAGGCCACAGCAGCAGGAAAACUCUCUGAGAUGCCCCAGUACGACGAAGUUGUUGAGCACUGUCCCUACUAUAUCGCAUGUGUCAAGGAAUCGAUGAGACUAAAUCCCAGUGCUCCCAACAUCUUCCCUCGUAUUGUUCCUCAAGGCGGCCUCGAGAUCUGCGGCCACUUCGUUCCUGAAGGUACUGAAGUGACUUGUAACCCGUGGCUAGUUCAUCGUGAUCCGAAUAUUUAUGGCGAUGACGCUGAGAUUUUCAAGCCGGAGCGCUGGUUAGAUAUUGACAAGGCCAAGAUUUACAACAAGUACAACAUGGGCUUCGGGUACGGAGCCAGGGUCUGUCUUGGACAGGACAUUGCAAGAAUGGAGCUUUAUAAGGGCCCAUUGGUGUUCUUGCGGAGUUUCAAUGUCGAGUGGGUUGAUGAAACGAAGAGGGGCAAGUAUGUAGUUAAUGGUGGUGUGAGUUACUUUGAGGACAUGAAUAUCAAGAUCUCAAGGCGGGAUGCUGCUGCUUGA